AUGAUUAUUUACAUUUAUCUUUGUAUUAUUCUUUUACCAAAAUAUAUUGAAAGUUACACAACAACAAUAAUUAACUUUGAAUAUUAUUCACCAUAUUCAAAUUAUAUAAAUAAAACAGAAGAAAGUCGAACAAAUGGUAUUGUAUCAACGAAAGGUAGUCAAUUGAAAGUUCUUAAUGGUCAAGCAUUUAUACUUCUUGAUGGAAACGGAAAUUAUGAUGGUUGUCAACAACCAAUUAAAUCUUUGAAUUAUUCAAAUGGUAUUGCUAUUAUUCAACGAGGUGGAAAUUGUACAUUUAGUGUUAAAAUAACACGUGCCAAACAAUAUGGAGCUACAGCUGUUAUUAUAUAUGAUCCACAAAAUUCAGGUUUUGAUAUGUACAAUAUGGUACACAAUAAUUCAGAUAUAUUAUCUGUUUAUGUUCAAAAAUCAAUUGGUUCUUUAUUAUUUAAUAUAGCAAGAGAUAAUCGUACACAAUUAAAUAUAUCAUUGCAACCGUUAGACAUGGAUUAUGAUGAUUUUAAUCAUGAAAAUAUCUGGUUUGGAUCACAAUCGGCAACAAUAUUUAUAGCUGUAUCAAUUUGUAUACUUAUAUCAUUAUGUAUAUCAUGGCUUAUAUUUUAUUAUUGUCAACAACGUCGUGCGCGUACCACAAAAGAUCGUUUACAAAAUCGUUUAUCAAAUGCUGCUAAAAAAGCUUUGACUAAAAUUCCAUUAAUUCAUGUUACUGAAAAUCCUUCAACAGAAGAAUCAUGUGUUAUAUGUUUAGAUUCAAUUAAAACUGGUGAUACAGUUAGACAAUUAGUUUGUGGUCAUACAUUUCAUCAUCAUUGUGUUGAUCCUUGGUUACUUAAUCAUCGACAUUGUCCAUUAUGUAAUCUCGAUAUACUUGCUGCAUAUCGUAUAUCAUUGCCAUCAACAAUAAGUCGUCGUCGUCAAUCCAAUGUAAAUAAUAUUAAUAAUAAUAAUAAUUCAAUGAUAUCAUUAGCAACAUCAUCAGCAUCUCCUGUAACUGAACAACAAACGAAUACUAAUUUACCAACAAUAUCAGCAACUAUAAAAGAUGGAUUAUAUGAUGUUCGUAUUCAUGGUGAACAAAAUCCAUCAUUUCGAUCAGAUGAAAAUUUUUCAUAA
This is a messenger RNA of Adineta steineri, 1134 nucleotides long. The record is from the annotation of a GenBank genome assembly. NCBI's taxonomy places the organism in Eukaryota, Metazoa, Rotifera, Eurotatoria, Adinetida, Adinetidae.